GCUAGACUAACCCGCUCUUCCUAAGGUCACUGAUAUCUAAACUUGUAUGAACUCACCAUGACCCCAAAGAUUUUCCAGUGAUUAAUUCUGUUUGAGGCAAUCAGACACAUCAGGCGCUACUCUUGUGUUUUUAACAUAUCACGACACGAGCCUUAAAAUGCAGCUGUUGACCGUCUUUGGCCUGUCUCCAUCAUCAGGAUUGUUAGGUUCUCUAUUGGCUGUGUUGAGUGUUGCAAGUCUUCUACAAGUGGCAUUCACACAAAAUAAUUCUACUGGGUUGCCAGAUAACUCUACUACUGUGUUGCCUGUACAAAAUGGCACAGGGGAAGCUACGACUGUGAGUGUCAAUGUCACAACCACAUUAUCAGCCAAUGUUACAGACGUAACUACAACUGCCAGUGUGGCAAGUCCUGAGUCAUCUAACACUACCAGCAAUGGCACCACCAGCAGCACGGCACCAGAUGUGACCAACUCCACCUCCACACCAGCUCCAGGGACAAGCCAAGGGGCGGCUGAAUCCUCAGGGGGCCAACACUUUGAUGGCGCUUCAUUCAUUGGUGGCAUUGUGCUCUGUGCUGGCCUGGUGGCUAUCAUCUUUUUUGGUCUCAAAUUUUACAAUGCUAGAAAAGACCAGAACUAUCAUACACUUUAAUGACAUGAUUUGAAAGAAAAAUCAUUUGAGAAACUUGAUGUGUAAAUUGAAAAAAUAUUUAACCAAAAGCUUUUUAUUUUUGGGGGAAAAAAAGAUAUUAGAAAAGUUGAUUUUAUGCUUUCUUCUUUACCAGAUUUGAAAUGUUUUACAUUUUUAUCCUUGAGGCUAAUAACAUAUAAUGUUAUAGAAUUAUGCUGGUGACUUGUUUAUGUCAUAUGUCACAUAUUUCCACAUGGUGUGCUUCACAUAUUUAUUUUUUGUUGGGGUCUGUUGUAUUGUUCCCUUUUUAUUUAGAUUUUAUUUUCAAUUGUUUCUAAACAUUGAAUAAUUUAUUAUAAGUUGCUGCCUUCAAUUGCUAUGUUACUAUUAUUAUUUUAUACUGAUUUAACUCAAAUAUACUCCAUUGUUAUGUACAUAUAUUUUAACAUUGCCAAAAGCUGUUCAAAAUUGGGUGGACAACUGUGUUCAUUGGUUUACAUUUUAAAACAUUUUUUUAGAUAUAAAAACAAGUUUUUGUAGCAAAAGUACUAUCAUUUAUAAAAAAAAACAAUUUCAAUCUGGCAUGUACCAUGUAUGCGUUGAUCUGGCAUGUAUUUUGUCCCAGAUGACAUGGACAUCCUUUGUUGCUCUUGUGAUGUCUUUAUUUUUUAAUGUUGCAGAACAUGUGCCUUAAUGUGCCUUGCUUGGGGUUCACUCAUCAAAUGGUACCCGGCUCUUUUCUGCUAGAGUGGGUCAGAGGAAAAAUAAAAUCCUACUUUUUCAUCAAAUGAUCUCUUCUCUGAUACAGUGGUAUAGAACAAAAAUAAAAUCCUACUUUUUCAUCAAAUGAUCUCUUCUCUGAUACAGUGGUAUAGAACAAAAAUAAAAUUCUACUUUUUCAUCAAAUGUUCUGCAUCUCUUCUCUGAUACAGUGGUAUAGAACAAAAAUAAAAUUCUACUUUUUCAUCAAAUGUACUGCAUCUCUUUUCUGAUACAGUGGUAUAGAACAAAAAUAAAAUUCUACUUUUUCAUGCCACAUGAUGACCUAACAAAAGGGACACUUUUAAAACAAAUUUCAGUUAUCUUCAUCAGUAUGUGCAAUAUUUUAGCUCGUCAGAAUACAAGAAACUAAAUUACAUAUUGCAUAAAAAUUUGCUUAUUAAAUUAGUUUACAUGAAAAGAUUAUUUUAGUUUUAUAAAUUGAACUUCCAUUUGAUAUGACAUUUUACUAUCUAAGAGCUCUGUGUACAAAGAUUUAAAACUUGCCAAGUUGUCUUGUAACUUGUAGCUUUAUUACAUGUUGACACUCACUGGUGGACCAAUGGAGAAAUAUCCUGCACGGAUGUAGUACAAAGUAUUUUGGUACAGCCUGGUUAUGUACAGCCACAAGUGCCUUUAACCUUCCAGCCUUUUUAUUUGAACUUAUACUUUUCAUGUACAUUCUCCACAAUUUUAAAGAUAUAAUGAAUCACCUGUUGCAUUUUGUAAAUACGGAAACUAAAGCCAAAAGCUUUUUAUGAUCUAGAUAGAUCUAAGUCUGCUAAAUUUUAUUGUUUUUGCAUUCCACAAUUUUUGUUUCCAAUCCUGUUGAAGAUUCGGUUAUUAAUUCAGUGAGCCCUCUUGUUACUGUUUAGUAUUUUAUUAAUUCAGUGAAUUCUUUUAUUAAGAGUUUCAAACUGGUGUGAAUCUUUCCGUAGCUUCAGCCAGAUAUUUAUGAAAGUACAUUUUGUUUUGAAGAGUCAAUGUUUUCCUGCUUUUACCAGACAACACCACAAGUUUUCUUUUGAAGGAAUCUGUGAUUUUAAAUUUUUGUUUUGUACUUACUACACUCUAAUCUAUGCAUUCCUUUAGAAGUCAGUGGGUUUUGUCUGAUCUGUUUUAGAGAAUUGUAUUCCUACUUAAACGAUUCAUGAAAUAUUUAUUUUGAUAUGGUAUUUACAUUUUGUCAGCUGGCACAUUUUUUAGUUCCAUAAUUCUACAACAUUUUUCUAAGACAUUUUCAUUUUGUACAACUUGAACCUGCUUUCAGAAAUAUUAAGCUUUUUAAAAAUCAGUAUCAUUUGUUUUUCUUUUCACAGUAUAUUUUAUUCCUCUGUUAAAAUUUCAAUGUAAAGAAGCCCAAAAAUCCCAUGCAGAAGUCAGGGGCCAUAUGGUCCUAGUCCUGGGCCAUAUGGUCCUAGUGCUGCCCUCUUGUGUUUUGACACUAAUGUUAGAACCUCAUAAGCUUUUUUGUGAUGCAUAAUAAUAAUUGUGAUGCUGCUCUCAGUAUUUUUAUUGUAUUAUACUGUGAAAAAAACAUUUCUAGAUUAAAGAUAAAAUCUAGAAACUUCUCCUAAUUAAGUUUGUUACUUCAUUCUUAAAACCUCUGGGAAGUCGUUUAAUCAGUUUAGAUUUACAACUAUUACCAGCCUUGUAGUUUCAUCCUUCUGUAUUACAAAAUGAAAGUUCUCUCUUUGUAUCAAUGGUGGCUGUGUAUACAUUCAAUCUGCUCCAUAUUUUUCUUCUGGGCCAUCUGUUAAUGGUGAUUAGUUCAAAUGUAGCAAUACAAGUUUCUCUUUAUGGUGGCUGAUCUCCCCUAUAUUAGUUAAUAAUAAGUGUGCAAAUGUAGUUAGUGUUAAGCUUAACCUAUAAUGUUGUGGGAACUUGUAUAUGGUUACUUGAUGAUAUAAGCCAUAUUAUAAAGGCUGUUGUUAGCUGAGUCAUAGCCCUGGUCACAGUGGCCAGAUUUUUAGUUUGUUCAGAUAAGUUUAUUAAAAAGUAUCAGUUUACCA
Messenger RNA from Physella acuta, 3402 nucleotides. Its product is annotated as sialomucin core protein 24. The record is from RefSeq and is a predicted model, not a curated record. Gene Ontology annotation, cellular component: cytoplasmic vesicle. NCBI's taxonomy places the organism in Eukaryota, Metazoa, Mollusca, Gastropoda, Physidae.